Lethenteron reissneri (Far Eastern brook lamprey) is the source of this 342-nucleotide messenger RNA. Its product is annotated as glutamate receptor ionotropic, NMDA 2A-like. The record is from RefSeq and is a predicted model, not a curated record. NCBI's taxonomy places the organism in Eukaryota, Metazoa, Chordata, Hyperoartia, Petromyzontiformes, Petromyzontidae.
AUGGACGAACUGGGUAAGAACUGGCUCUCCGGGGUUUGUCUCUACGACAAGAACGAGGUGAUGAGCAGCAAGCUGGACAUCGACAAUAUGGCCGGUGUAUUCUUCAUGCUGCUGGUGGCGAUGUGCCUCAGCUUCCUCGUCUUCCUGAGCGAGAACUUCUUUUACCGCUUUGGGCGCCACUGGACCAAGCCCGAGCCAGCCAAGAAGCCCGGCCUGCUGUUCAUCGUCAGCAGGGCCAUUUACAGCUGCGUACAUGGAAUCAAGAUUACCAAGGACAAGGACGACUUCCACAGGAUGGCCAAAAAUGCCUACAGAAGAACUCAAGCAUCAUGGGCCUCCUGA